Messenger RNA from Phaedon cochleariae (mustard beetle), 666 nucleotides. NCBI's taxonomy places the organism in Eukaryota, Metazoa, Arthropoda, Insecta, Coleoptera, Chrysomelidae. The record is from the annotation of a GenBank genome assembly.
AUGAGUCCAAUAAAAAGAGGAGCUUUAAUUGUGAUAGAAGGUGUAGAUAGAUCAGGUAAAUCUACACAGUGCAAAAAAUUAGUGCAGUCCCUAGAAAAUAGGAAAAUUCAAUCCAAACUACUCAACUUUCCUGAUAGAAUGACAUCAACUGGAAAAUUAAUCAAUGAAUACCUAAAAAAUGAAGAGUGCACACUGAAUGACCGAGCUAUCCAUCUACUGUUCUCUGCAAACCGCUGGGAAAAUCUAGAAAAAAUGAAAACAUUAUUGUAUGAUGGAGUCACCUUGGUUGUUGAUAGAUAUUCUUAUUCAGGAAUAGUUUUUUCAGCUGUGAAGAAAAAUAUGAACUUGGAGUGGUGUAAACAACCUGAAAAUGGUCUUCCAAAACCUGAUUUAGUCUUCCUACUAACUCUGAGUCAAGAAGAAAUGCAAUGUAGACCAGGAUUUGGAAGUGAAAGGUAUGAAAAUGUUGUAUUUCAAAGAGAAGUGGCAAAUAUGUAUGACCAACUAUGUGAUGAACAUGACAAUUGGGAGAGAGUAGAUGCUGCUGGAAGUAUUGAUGAUGUACAUGAUAAAUUACUUGAUAAAUGUGUUAGUAAAAUUGAAGAAGUUGGAGAUACUCCACUAGGCAUUUUGAACUUCAACAAGAAAGUCCAAGAUACCAUGUAA